Urocitellus parryii (Arctic ground squirrel) is the source of this 2100-nucleotide messenger RNA. RefSeq names its product SMAD family member 1 (gene Smad1). The record is from RefSeq and is a predicted model, not a curated record. Gene Ontology annotation, cellular component: heteromeric SMAD protein complex. Gene Ontology annotation, molecular function: DNA-binding transcription factor activity, RNA polymerase II-specific; RNA polymerase II cis-regulatory region sequence-specific DNA binding; I-SMAD binding. Lineage: Eukaryota; Metazoa; Chordata; Mammalia; Rodentia; Sciuridae. Gene Ontology annotation, biological process: BMP signaling pathway; regulation of transcription by RNA polymerase II; anatomical structure morphogenesis.
GUGGGGGCGGUGGGCGUGAGAGAGACGACGUGGGCUUGUUUGCUGGUUGCUCAAUGUGUGUGCGGGCCGGGAGGGAGAAGGUUUCCUGGGUGUGCUUUGGGGAGGCAGCAGGAACAGAUGCCGGCCGGCUCUCACAACUGCCGUAGCCCAGGCUUUUGUUUAUUUUGAGGCAUAGGCGAUUUAAACAACAACAACAACAACAACAAAAAUACUCGGUGCGAGAUAACUAGUGAGGCGCUGAGAAUCGAGGCGGGUCUGAGAACCAUCUCCCGCGGAGCCAGCGUCGUUUUCAACGAACAUCUUUUGCGCUCAUUGCCAGUCGUGGAUAACGUACCCACACCUCAGGAACACCAGGAGAAAACUGUGCCUGGCCCAGGUGCUGAUUUUGGAUUAUGUUCUAGAACAUCAAGAAUAGUGAUUUCUACUUGUCAGGACUGCAAACUCAGAAGCUGCAGAGAAUCCUAUGUAAAUAAACUGUGAUCUCUUUUGCUGCCCUUUUACAUUGGGAGACCCCUUUAUUUCACCACAUCCGAGGAGUAUAUAACUCGCACCGUCAUUAUGAAUGUGACAAGUUUGUUUUCCUUCACAAGUCCAGCUGUGAAGAGACUUCUCGGGUGGAAGCAGGGUGACGAAGAAGAAAAAUGGGCAGAGAAGGCUGUUGAUGCGCUGGUGAAAAAACUGAAGAAGAAGAAGGGUGCCAUGGAGGAGCUGGAGAAGGCCCUGAGCUGCCCCGGGCAGCCCAGUAACUGUGUCACCAUCCCCCGCUCUCUGGACGGCAGGCUGCAGGUCUCCCACCGGAAGGGACUGCCUCACGUCAUUUACUGCCGCGUGUGGCGCUGGCCUGAUCUUCAGAGCCACCAUGAACUGAAGCCCCUGGAAUGCUGCGAGUUCCCUUUUGGCUCCAAGCAGAAGGAAGUCUGCAUCAAUCCCUACCACUAUAAGCGAGUAGAAAGCCCCGUUCUUCCUCCAGUGCUGGUUCCGAGACACAGUGAAUAUAACCCUCAGCACAGCCUCCUAGCUCAGUUCCGGAACCUGGGACAGAAUGAGCCUCACAUGCCACUCAACGCCACUUUUCCAGAUUCUUUCCAGCAGCCCAACAGCCACCCGUUCCCUCAUUCUCCCAGCAGCAGUUACCCGAACUCUCCCGGAAGCAGCAGCAGCACCUAUCCCCACUCUCCCACCAGCUCAGACCCGGGCAGCCCUUUCCAGAUGCCAGCUGAUACUCCCCCACCUGCCUACUUGCCUCCCGAGGACCCCAUGACCCAGGAUGGCUCUCAACCAAUGGACACAAAUAUGAUGGCGCCUUCCCUGCCCUCAGAAAUCAACAGAGGAGAUGUUCAGGCAGUUGCUUAUGAGGAACCAAAACACUGGUGCUCUAUUGUCUACUAUGAGCUCAACAAUCGAGUGGGUGAAGCGUUCCAUGCCUCCUCCACAAGUGUGUUGGUGGAUGGUUUCACUGAUCCUUCCAACAAUAAGAACCGUUUCUGCCUUGGGCUGCUCUCCAAUGUUAACCGGAAUUCCACUAUUGAAAACACCAGGCGGCAUAUUGGAAAAGGAGUGCAUCUUUACUAUGUUGGAGGGGAGGUGUAUGCYGAAUGCCUCAGUGACAGUAGCAUCUUUGUGCAAAGUCGGAACUGCAACUACCAUCAUGGAUUUCACCCCACUACUGUUUGCAAGAUCCCUAGUGGGUGUAGCUUGAAAAUUUUUAACAACCAAGAAUUUGCUCAGUUGUUGGCACAGUCUGUGAACCAUGGUUUCGAGACCGUCUACGAGCUCACAAAAAUGUGUACUAUACGCAUGAGCUUUGUGAAGGGCUGGGGAGCAGAAUACCACCGCCAGGAUGUUACUAGCACCCCCUGCUGGAUUGAGAUACAUCUGCACGGUCCCCUCCAGUGGCUGGAUAAAGUUCUCACCCAGAUGGGUUCACCUCAUAAUCCUAUUUCAUCAGUGUCUUAAAUGGCCUCAGGCUUCUGCCUCUUGAAAACUAUUGAGCCUUGCAUGUACUUGAAGGAUGGAUGAGUCAGACCCAAUGGAGAGCUGACAAAGGAGCCUUGAUAAUACUUGACCUCUGUGACCAACUGUUGGAUUCAGAAAUUUGAA